UUUACCAUUGCCAUGGUUGGGCUGGCAGGAAACGCCAUUGUGCAAUGGCUCCUGGGCUUCCACAUGCGGAGAAAAGCAUUCUCCAUCUACAUCCUCAACCUGGCGGGAGCCAACUUCCUCUUCCUCUGCCGCCAAUUCAUAGAUUGCCUGAAUGCACUCAUCAACUACUUCCAUGCCGUCUCCAUUGACAUCCCUAGCUUUUUCAUCACUGUGUCAUCUUUGCCCUCGUCACAGGCCUGAGCUUUCUUAGCAUCGAGCUUUCUCAGCACCGAGCGCUGCCUGUCCGUCCUGUGGCCCAGCUGGUACCGCUGCCGCCGGCCCAAACACAUGUCAGCUGUCACGUGUGCUCUGCUCUGGGCCCUGUCCCCGCUGCUGAGCAUCCUGGAAGGGAAUUACUGUGGCUUCCUGUUUAGGGAUUUGCACGAUGAUGAUUGGUGUCCAGUGUUUAAUCUCAUCACUGCGGCGUGGCUGAUUUUCUUAUUUGUGCUUCUCUCUGGGUCCAGCCUGGUCCUGCUGACCAGACUGCUGUGUGGCUCCCAGCGGGUGCAGCUGACCAGGCUGCACGUGACCGUCGUGUUCACGGUGCUGGUCUUCCUCCUCUGCGGCCUGCCCUUCGGCAUCGACUGAUUCCUCUUAACCUGGAUUCACCAUGGUUUCGAUGCGAUCUCCUGUCAUCUUAACCUGUCCUGUGGCAGCAGCUGCGCCGAUCCCAUCGUUUACUUCUUCGUUGGCUCCUUUAGGCAGCGAUGGCGGAAGCGGCGGCAGACCCUGAAGCUGGUUCUCCAGAGGGCUCUGCGGGACUUUCCUGAGCUGGAUGAACGUGAGGGAAGUCUUCCUCAGGAAACUCUGGCGAUGCCGGGAAGAGGGCUGGGCCAGUGA
Molecule: messenger RNA, 879 nt
Organism: Pteropus alecto (black flying fox)
Lineage: Eukaryota; Metazoa; Chordata; Mammalia; Chiroptera; Pteropodidae
Product: mas-related G-protein coupled receptor member X2-like
Exons: 1
Biological process (GO): G protein-coupled receptor signaling pathway
Cellular component (GO): membrane
Molecular function (GO): G protein-coupled receptor activity
Source: RefSeq, a predicted model, not a curated record